AUGAUUUCAGAUUUAAUUAAUUUUAUUUAAAUUUAUGUAAAUAUAAUGGCACAAAAAGUGAACAAUAUAAACUAUUGCUAAUAUAUGUAUAUUUUAAGAAAUUCUCACUCAAUUUCAUUUUCUUCAAACUUUAAUUUUCUUCCAAUGAAAAACUAUGUAGUCAACUGACUAACUAAAUUCCUUUAUUAAGUUAAAUAACUGCGACGUUUUGACCAUGGAAUUUCGUCCUUUUCAUGUGAUUAAUUAAUUACACAAAUUAAUUAAUUGCGAGACUACAAUCGUUAAAAAAUCCUUGGCAGCGAAUUUACAAACAAUUCUAAAAUUACAAAGGGCACAAAUAUAAAAAAUAUAAAUCUAUUAACUCAAUUUUCUUCGACUUCGUUUUAUCUCUUUCACUGAAAGGUCAAUAAAACAAAGGCUGAGGCUACUUUUCCUUUCUACCUUUGAGACAUUCAAUUACGUUUAGCGUGUUUUUGGAUUUAAUUAGUUUCACGCGACGCCUUUUUAUUCGUGUUUUCAGGUUAGAUAAAUGGUGUGAGCCCAGCGCAAGCCAUGUACAAUCUGAACGUGAACGUGAAUCCCAGCCCGACCGGCGCCGCGGGUCUUCUCGGUGUCACGGCGGCGGCCGAGGUCACGCCAAGGACACCGGAAAUUGUAAAUUCGCUGAUCGCCAUGACCAAUCCCUUCGAGGGCUACGGCAGCGGUAACGAGAAGAGCAUGCGGGACCGUACGGACUCGACCAGCAGUGGUGAACCAAGUCCGCCAAGUGUCCAGCACACGUGUAGUCAGCUUAUCAAGGAAGGGCUGAAGCUAACGCUGCAGACGAAGAGGCGGGCACACAGUAGUGGUGACGACGGCAAGAAGAAGACGAGGAAAGAAGACGGUAGCGGCGCCGACGACGAAGAAGAGGACGAAGCGAGCAACAACAACAACAAGACUGGCCUGACGCCGGAGGACGAGGAGCGACGUAGGCGGCGGCGCGAGCGCAACAAGAUCGCGGCGACCAAGUGCCGGCUGAAGAAGCGCGAGAAAACGGUGAUCCUCGUGCAGGAAUCCGAAAUCCUCGAGACCCAAAACCACGACCUGAAGUCUCAGAUCCAAGAGCUGGAGACCCAGAGGCGCAGGCUGGUCGACAUGCUGAGCCUCCACGGUCCGACCUGCCUGAAGCAGGGUGUGGACGUGGCGUCGUACCAACAGUUCGCCGAGCCCCUUCAUCUGCCCAGCUAUCAGGAUUUUGCGCAACAGCAACCCCCGCCCGCCCUGAAUCAGCCACAGAACUGCAUCACCGAGUAUCCGGUGAAGGUCGAGGAGUACGAGACCGAUUUCUACCGGCAGGGUAGCCCCUACGUGCCGACAACAUCGGAUGCCGGUUGCACGGUUUAGCGAUACGGCGAAAAUCGUUUUUUCUUCGUCAUCUCGAGGGAGAGGAGGAUCGCUGAGAAGCUCGGACCGCGUGUCUAAUAAGUUAAAGAUCCUUGGAAUAUCAGAGACAAUCUUAUUAACGUUAAUUCAAUUUUAUCGUGAUAUACAAUUUUAAAAGAUAUCUAAAAGAUGUUUAAGGAUAUUUUAAAAAAUCAUUUUAUUCUACGGACAAAUAGAGAAAUAUUGCCAAAGAUUGAAAAUUAUAUGAUAAAUGUUAAUUGACGUUGCUGAAAUUGAUUUUUCACGCAUCCAAUUUUUAAGAUUUGUAAUUUUUCGAUUCAGUUUUUUUUUUUAAUCGCUUUGUGCUCGCGAAAUAAAUCAUUGUUACGAAGCUUUUAAUUGUAAUUCGAAAGCCAUAAGGAAACAUUCAAAAGAAAUUUUUUAUACAUAUGUAAUAUAAAUACAUAUAUCAGUACAUAUUUUUUUCUAUAUUACAUAUUUUAUAAAGUUUGCAUAUCAGAAUUUUAGUCUACGUUUUAUGAAUUUUAGUUAUUAAUUAUGUAGAAUAUUAUACAAAAGCUUUAUUUUUGAAUGUGUAUUUUGAGAGGUAUACCUGCUCGACGAAAAGGCGGCGUCAGGAUGCCAAUAAUGGCAGGAUUAUAUGCAUUCCAUAUACAAGAUAUCGGAGAACCGAGGGAAAGUGAUUUUGUUGAUUGUCUUCAAUUUUUACUUCGUUAAUUUUUGUAAUUUAAUUCUUAACUUUUUAACUUUCUAAACCAGCAGUCCGAGCUUCUCAUUGUUCGUCUCGCCCGAUCGUAUAAGUCCAUAGCUUGUAAGUCGAUUAUUAUAUCGUAAACCGCGAACAAUGAUUUUUACCUUUCGUCUUCCUCCUCGUUCUUCCCUUCCUUCUUUUCCUCGUUUCACUUUUUCCUUUCUCCCUUUUUUUCUAACGAAUUCUUGUUAUACUCGAAAAACGUUCGACGCAGAGAACGCUUGAAGACAUUCCUUCGUAAUAACCGUACUGUGACAUUCUCUUAUAAGGCCUUUAAUUAAUAAUAUAAUUGAUAAUGUAAGAUAAAGACGGACUGUCCAGCGAUGCUUGCUCUUUUACACGAAUUAUUAUUACUAUCUAGAAUAAAAUUAUAUUAUCUAAUAAAAAUUAUUGAAUUGCAAUAUAUUAACAAAAAAGUUUCAUUUGUGAUAAAUAUAUUAUUAAUUUUAAUUAUGUUAAUUACACUAUUAAUUUUUUUUAUUCUCUCGAAACUGAUUUAUUACUAAUUUUUGUUAAUUAAAAUUGCUUCUCUAUUAGUAAUAACGAGACUUUGAUAGAACCUGCUUCUAUAUUUUUCAACGUAUUUGGACCGGUGAAUACAUUAGUCUCUUUGUUUAUUUCCUUUUUUAUGCUUGUCGAUGAAAAAACUAGUAAGACAAGUAAACAUCGCUAAAAGAUACUCCGUCAUUAAAUAAUAAGCGAAAAUCGAGACACCGCGUCGAAUAUUCGAUGACAAUUGGAGAGAAUUAUUUUCAAAUCGCUUUAAAAUCGCACCUCUUGAGAAAACUAGGAAAAAUGUUAAGAUUCUCGAUGUGGAAUUUACGAAUCGGAUAAUUUGUUGGAGAUUAAUUUUGAAAUUUUAAAAAACAAUUUUUGAUAUUAAUGUAAUAAUAAGCGGGUAACUACUAUUUAAGAAAGGGUUUGAAAAUGAGUCCUUUAAUUUCGCGAAGCGUGUGUCUUGGAUUUGCGAGACAGUGAGAAAAGAGAGUACACGCGAGUACCCCGGUGUAAGUAAGUCUUCUCUAUCAUUGAUAUUGAUUAUCAAGGAGUCGCUAACGUGCGUUCAGAGGAUACUUAUAAUUAUACAAAUAAUAAUUAUACAAAAAUGAUAUUUAAUAUUAUAUAUGUAUGUAUCUAUGCAUAUAUUUUAUACAAAUGCAUAUUUUAUAUAUAUAUAUAUAUAUAUAUAUAUAUGUAUGUAUAUAUAUAUAUAUAUAAAAUGCGCAAACAAUUGCAUAAAUAAGUGCACGCCAUUAACAAUUAAUGAACACUUAAUUACAUGACGAUUAUUAAAUAUUAGAUUCGUUGGAGAACCGAGAAUUACGUGCCUAACGACAUACCUCAAUUUAGUUUUGUUUUACUUCCCCUCAGUGCGUUUGUAAAUUGAGAUUGCGGUUAACUUCUUGAGUGCAGUUGCCAAUAUUCAUACGAAACUUUAUGUAAACAUAUAUAGAAAAAAAGCAUGGAAAUGCCAAAGAAAACUGCGAGAAAACAUAACGUAACGUAUCCUGUAAUAUUCUAUAUUUUAUAAUAAUUGUUAGAAAUUGAGAAAAUUCUAUAUGUUCAAAUUCUAUUUUUUUAGAAUUACUUAAUAUUUUCAAGAUGGAAAAAACAAAUUUUAUUUUGAAUAUAUUCUUUCCUUAUAAUGCCCGCGAUAUACUUUUCCUACAAAUCUAUUUCUAUCUUUUAUCUUGAAAUAAUUUUGAAUCACUUGAGAUUCCUUCAUAUAAUUUCAUUUUUUAAUAAUUUGACAAACACACUUUGGGCUACGCUUAUAAGAUGAUUUCUUACGUAAUGGAAGUUAGUCUGAUCGUUAGCGAAGUGCUAUAAUUAUUAAUUAAUUAAUGAAGAAAAACGCUUAUACAAAUACGCGGACUAAACUUUUCCUCUUCGGAGUGUUGCUACAGAUUAAAUAAUACAGAUAAAAUAAUUCUUGAUAUACAUGGUUUUACGGAAUCCGAGAAACUUUUCCAACGCUUCGCGAAUAGAGCAAAGCGGGACAAAGUCUACCGCGUUUCCCCCACCUCCUCUCUUUUCCCUCAAUAGUAUAUGGAAUUUACGAAAUCAUGUAAAAUCCAAGUAUGACUUCCGAUCUUUAAAUCACAAAAGAGAGAACGUAUGGCAGUUAUGCCAGUAUCACACAAAAGCGUGUAUGGUGCUAGAAAUAUUACCUUCUUUUUAUAGAAUUUUUAUCAAGUUGCCAGAACAGAGUAUUUAAUAGUUUAAUGUGCCCUUAGGGGAACAAUAAAUUUCUAUAUAUCUAUAUCUAUAUUUAAUAAGUUUAAUGUGUAUUAAAUGUCAUUGGAAGAUAUUUUAUUUUGAAAUUAGGAACGUAACAUUGUUAAGCUAAUGUUUCAUAGCCGACGACGUUAAGAACUUCGUUAAAAGCGCCUCGCUAAAUUUACAUUUGUGAUUCUAAAUAGCCGGUUCUGUUAUUAAAAUACUGCCAAUACUAAGAUUCUGGAUAAUGUGGGUUCUAGUAUCUAAAGACUCGUUUAUGUCUUUUUUUCAAUCAAUAAACCAACGAAUUAUUUUUUCUUUUAGGAGAUAAGCGCUGCUUUUUUGAGCAAUAUUAAGUUGCGAAACAAUGAAAAAAAACUGCGUGCCAGAUUUUUACAAGAUCAUUAUUAUAUCUUUUACGUAUUACUCAGUACCUGGCUAUGGUUUUCCAUACAACGUGGCUGUUUUUUUCGCAAAUUUUUUUCUGAUUAAUACACUACGCGAACAAGACAGAUAAACGGCCGACAAAAUUUUAUCGUUAUAACCUGAGAAAAAAUUUUAUUCUUUAAAUAAAAGUGUCUUCAACUAAAAAAAAAAA
This is a messenger RNA of Monomorium pharaonis (pharaoh ant), 4952 nucleotides long. RefSeq names its product activating transcription factor 3-like. NCBI's taxonomy places the organism in Eukaryota, Metazoa, Arthropoda, Insecta, Hymenoptera, Formicidae. The transcript is spliced from 3 exons. Gene Ontology annotation, cellular component: nucleus. Bases 553 to 1383 code for a protein of 276 amino acids. Gene Ontology annotation, biological process: regulation of transcription by RNA polymerase II. The record is from RefSeq and is a predicted model, not a curated record. Gene Ontology annotation, molecular function: RNA polymerase II cis-regulatory region sequence-specific DNA binding; DNA-binding transcription factor activity, RNA polymerase II-specific.